AUGUUUUUAAGAUAUAAACAAAUCAGUGGCGAAAGAUGGAAAUACAUGCAACAUUACUUGCAGCCAAAGUAUGGAAAAAUCGUUAGAAUAGGACCCAAGAACAUUAUUGUGUCCGAUAAAGAAGUGAUCAAACAAAUGUUGGUUACGGAUGAAAUGCCAAAGAGCGAAAACUAUGAUACACUUAGAGUGGAAGAUGCUCGAGUUUCAUUAUUCGUUACAAGGGAUGUAUCGUUUCAUAAAAAACGUAGACGAAUUCUCACACCGGCAUUCUCUUUAAAAUACCUUGCAUCGUUAGAACCACUGAUGCAAUCUUGUUUAAGAGAUUUAACUACAAAACUUGACGAAUCUAUCGAUAACGAUAAAAAAAUUCAUGGCGCUAUUGUUAAUAUUUAUGAAUUAAUCAGGAAUACAGCAAUGGAUAUUAUAGGAGAAACUGCUUUUGGAGAGUCAUUUAGUAUAGUAAAAAAUGGGAAUCAUCCCUUACCUAGACUAACUUUUCGAGAAUUGGUUAGAAGAGUUUUAUGCAGCACAUUUCCGGCUCUAAAGUUAUUUUUAAAGAUGGAUCCUUUUAUCGAUGAAUUUUCAAUUAAAAUGAUAAAUAAAAGGAAAAAUUCGGAAAUAAAGAAGAAUGAUUUAUUGCAAAUUAUGCUGGAUUCAAUUAAUGAUGUUAAAGGAGGAAUGGAACAAAUAGAAAUUUGUGAACAGAUGUUAGAAUUCAUCUUUGCAGGAACUGAUUCUGGGAGUUAUAUCAUAACGAUGACAAUAAUUGAAUUAUUACGUCAUCCCGAAUCAAUGGAGAAAUUAAUAAAAGAAUUGGAUGCCGCUUUAAUUAAUAAUAAUGGAGAGUUUCCAUUAAAUGAUGAAAUAAAACAUUUACCAUAUUUAACUGCUGUUAUUAAUGAAACUUUAAGAUUAUAUCCUAUUAUGAUGGAUGUUGGUGUUAGUAAACAACUUACAAAAGAUUCGAUUAUGUGUGGAUAUUUUAUUCCUAAAGGGACCUGUGUAAAUUUGAAUAUUUAUGCCAUACAUUAUUCAAAAGAAUAUUGGGGAGAAAAUGCCGAAAAAUGGAUUCCUGAGAGAUGGUUAGAUUUAGACAAAUUACCGAAAAAUGCUUUUUUUCCAUUUUCUGCUGGAUCAAGGAAUUGUAUUGGAAUAAAUUUUGCAUGGCUUGAAAUAAGAAUUAUUAUAGCAACUUUAUUACAAAGAUAUAAAUUGGAAGAUAUGUCAGAUCAAAAAUUAAAUUUUGUUCAAUUUAUUACACCUUCUUUAAAGAACCAAUCAGAAGGUAAAAUAGAUACGCCGUCAUUAUGGGAAAAAGUCAUGUCCAAAUUACCAACUGAUAAAUUCCUUGAAGAAGAUAUACCCAUUGAUAGUUUAACAAUAAAAGAAUUAAACGAUUGGACAAAAGGGAUUGCACAGACAUGUUUACGAGGAAAUGCGUCGUUAGUAUACAGUGUUGACGAACUAUCACCUCCGGAAUCAGCAAAAAGUCUCGCCAAUCCCAUGAGAUAUAAAAAGAAACCUUCACAAAUCUCAUUUCAAAAUAUGGAGGAACAACCACAAUUCUUUACAACAGCAGAUAAACAAAUAGAAGUCGAGAAAAUAUUAUUAAUUUUAGAUAACAUUUAUGAUUCGGUUGAUGAAGUUCCUUACUUUAGGACAGAAGAGGAUUUUUCGCCUAAUGUGCCACGUUAUGCACCACUUCAAACCAUUCUAAGUUCGUUUGCUAUAAGAUCUGUUCAAACAGUUGAUAAUUAUAUUUUACAUUCGGUUUGUUCAACAACAAAUACAAGUUUUCAUAGGUACGCAGAUAGAUCUAUAUUUUAUAAUUCAUUAUCAUCCGGAUUAUCAUCAGCAGUUAUCAUACAUGUUUCUAGAGGAUUGAAAACCGACGUCUUGAUAGAUAUCAUUAGUACAUUAGCGAUUCAAUUACAUAUGGUGAAAUCAAUUGCUUCAUUAGCUGGAUUAGAUACAGCAGAUGAUGCAGUUCGGACAUUGAUUUAUUUGUGUAUCGUCUCGGAUGGGGUUAAAAGCUCGAUUGCAGAAACAGCCAAGGAAUUAGCAAUGAUAAUCAUGCGUAAAAUGGUAGUGGAUCAAAUUCCCGCAUCUGCCUUAAGAUCUAUAAAUAAACGCGUUGCAAUGAAAUUGCUUAGUAAAGAAGUUGGAGGUAAAGGAUUAAUUAAUUUCGCUUCGUUAAUUCCUUUUGUGGGUGAAUUGGUUACAUUUAUCAGUGAUUCUUUGACAACAUAUGGCAUUGGACAAGUUUCUAAAUAUGUUUUUUGUCCUACGGAUGACACAAGCGAAACAAAACAUGAUGAUGAUUCACCAUCUUCCCCACCACCUCAUCCUGGUAGAAUUGAACUUUAA
This is a messenger RNA of Funneliformis caledonium, 2367 nucleotides long. NCBI's taxonomy places the organism in Eukaryota, Fungi, Glomeromycota, Glomeromycetes, Glomerales, Glomeraceae. The record is from the annotation of a GenBank genome assembly.